Messenger RNA from Plectropomus leopardus (leopard coralgrouper), 3398 nucleotides. RefSeq names its product RAS guanyl releasing protein 3 (calcium and DAG-regulated) (gene rasgrp3). Gene Ontology annotation, cellular component: plasma membrane. Gene Ontology annotation, biological process: Ras protein signal transduction. NCBI's taxonomy places the organism in Eukaryota, Metazoa, Chordata, Actinopteri, Perciformes, Serranidae. The record is from RefSeq and is a predicted model, not a curated record. Gene Ontology annotation, molecular function: calcium ion binding; guanyl-nucleotide exchange factor activity.
UACUAUAUGGCAGCAACAGACAAAGGGCUGUAGGAUGAUAGAGGGCCAUCUGAAGAAGUCAGGAGAUACUAUCAGAGCUAUGUUGAGUUGGGCCAUUUGGAUCCAGCUGGAUUUGAGUUACGAUGUGGAUUUGAACAGACAAAAAGUGGAUUUAUACAUUAACAUGUCUAAAAGGUGGAUCCAUGUGGUCUGCUGGUAGAUCGUGAUUGCUCCAAAGUCUCAGAUGAGGAAAACCCUGACUGCUCCAGAGUAGUGAGCUGGAAGUGUUGACCUCUGUGCUUCCUCCAGCUUGGCACUAUGGGAUCAUCCACACUGGGAAAGGCAGCAUCUCUUGAUGCUCUCUUAAAUGAAUGCAUUCAUGCAUUUGACGACAAUGGGGAGCUGCAUUCCAACCUGCUUCCUCGCAGCCUGCUGCUGAUGCAUCGCUGGUACGUUACAUCCUCAGAACUUGCGGGAAAACUACUGAUGAUAUACCGUGACUGCAAAGGUGACAGCUGCCAGAGAACCAGGCUGAAGAUUUGUUAUUUAAUGAGGUACUGGAUUGUGACAUUCCCAGCAGAGUUCAACCUGGACUUGGGUCUGAUUCGGAUAACAGAGGAGUUCAGAGAUGUAACUGCUCAGCUUGGCUGUGAGGAGCAUUUCAAGCUCCUUGACAUCUCUACCAUUCCAUCAUAUGACUGGAUGCGGAAGUUGACCCAGCGCAAGAAGCAGGUUAAAAAAGGCAAGGCGUCACUACUGUUUGACCACCUGGAGCCUAUGGAGCUGGCUGAGCAUCUCACAUUCCUGGAGUUCAAGUCCAUACGGAGGAUAUCGUUCACUGAUUACCAGAGCUAUGUGAUCCAUGGCUGUCUGGUGGAUAACCCGACCCUGGAGCGCUCCAUUGCCCUGUUCAAUGGGGUCUCGCAGUGGGUCCAGCUCAUGGUGCUUAGCAAGCUAACAUCUCAGACACGUGCAGAGGUGAUUACCAAAUACAUCCAUGUGGCUCAGAAACUUCUGCAGCUGCAGAACUUCAACACUUUAAUGGCGGUGGUGGGGGGGCUGAGCCACAGCUCCAUUUCUCGACUAAAGGAGACUCACUCUUUUCUGGCUCCAGAGGUUGUGAAGAUCUGGAGUGAGAUGACCGAACUGGUCUCUUCCAACAACAACUACUCCUGCUACCGAAAGGCUUUCAACGAAUGCCAGGGCUUUAAAAUUCCCAUCCUGGGCGUGCAUCUGAAGGACCUGAUUGCAGUGCAUGUAGUCUUCCCUGACUGGGUUCAUGACAGCAACAAGGUGAACCUGGUGAAGAUGCAUCAGCUCUACCUGACCUUCAAUGAGUUGGUGUCAUUGCAGAGCGCAGUGGCCCAAGUGGAGCCCAACAUGGACCUCAUCUACCUGUUAACGCUUUCUUUAGACCUUUAUUACACUGAAGAUGAGAUUUAUGAGCUGUCAUUGCUGAGGGAACCGCGAAACCCCAAAUCAUUGCCUACCUCUCCAACAACUCCCAACAAGGCCCUGGCCCCACUGGACUGGGCCUCUGGUGUCACCACUAAACCAGACCCAUCUGUGGUCAAUAAACACAUCAGGAAGGUGGUGGAUUCUGUGUUCAGGAAUUAUGACCAUGACCGUGAUGGCUACAUUUCUCAAGAGGAUUUUGAGAGCAUCGCUGCAAAUUUCCCCUUCCUGGACUCCUUCUGCGUUUUGGACAAAGACCAAGAUGGAUUGAUCAGUAAGGAUGAGAUGAUUGCGUAUUUCCUGCGGGCUAACCCUCUGCUCCAGUGUAAAAUGGGUCCAGGGUUCAUCCACAACUUCCAGGAGAUGACGUACCUGAAGCCCACCUUCUGUGAACACUGCGCCGGAUUUCUCUGGGGAAUCAUCAAACAGGGCUACAAGUGCAAAGACUGUGGCGUUAACUGUCAUAAACAAUGCCGGGAGCUGCUGGUUCUGGCCUGUCGAAAGCUGAUCCGCUCCAGCUCUCUAGGCAACGUUUCUCCAGCCAGACUGACCCACAGCUCUCUGCCCAGCAGCCCGGCACUGCCCACAUGUACAGAUGAAGAUGAGGUGUUUGAGUUCCCAGCCGUCACAUCAGCGGGUCCAGCUCUGGACACUCAGUCCAUCACCCUGAUGACUGGCUCAGCCCAGAGGAUCUCUGUGCGCCUGCAGAGGGCCACCACCAGCCAGGCCACCCAGACCGACCCCCUGUGGCCCGAACACAGCUGGGGAGCCACAGACAGCGGCUCCCACACCUUCCCCAAAAUGAAAUACAGGACUCACAGAAAAGCUUCUAAAAAUAAAGGUUUUGCCCGCUGGGAGAACCAGAAGGACCAGCCAGUGUCUUCUCGGUGCGGCAUGGAGUCUCAGGAGAAGUCAGGCACUUCAGGAGAGCUUGUACAGAAUGGGAUUACACACAGAGGGAAGGACAGCUGACUUGGUCAUUUUGGCGAUGUCCAGUCCCGGGCGUCCAGAAAGUCCCUAGUGGCUGGGACCAGAAAGCUCUUUUCUCUGGGAGAUGUGCUGGGCUGCCUCAGGUCCCCCUUCAGUGACCUGGAGUUAUCAUGUCCUCUCUAGACUUCAGCACAGGCAGAGCUGCAUGUGGACGCCAUGUAGCUGCAUUGAAGGACAUAAUGAGUGGUCUCUAGGACAGGUCACAAAGAUGGAGAGCAGUUCUGUGGAUGGAGUAAUGGACCAGUCUAAGACCUACUGUGAAUGACACCUCCAUCCUGUGCACCGUAAUAGGCUGGUGAUCAGUGUAGAUUACCAGGAAGUACUGUAACUUAGGUUUGAGUUUGAUCGAAUAUGUACAUAGCAUCAGCAUUUGAGAAACUGAGCUAGAUUUAAAUUCCAACUUAGUGACAGUUUGAUAAUGUAAAAGCCUGAUCUGGAGAAAGCAUCAGGCAAGUUCUAUGUCACUUCCAGAGUUGGAAUGAUCAGAAAGAGCGAGAUGUAUAUGCGAAUGUGUAGAUAUUUGAAUGGCGAGUUGCAAAAAAGGGAAACUGAAAGUGAAUGUUAAGGGCAUUCAACCCUCCCGACAUAAAGAGUGUUGAAGAUGAAUAGUACUGAAAAACAGUGGAUUGUUAAAUUAUGGUUUGUUUGUUUUUUUUUUUAGCGUUGACUGUUUAUGUUUUUAUUUAUUCCUACAUUAUCAGCACCUGACAACCACAGUGUGGUUAACCCUCCCACUGGUUAUACUGUAGGUCCAGUGUUUAGGAUUUAGAAGAAUCAAGCUGUGUGCUCACAUGACUGAAUCUUUUCCUGAGUGCCAAGCGUGUAGGAGAACUGGAAUGUUAAGUUUGUCUGUUCUGGGCCACUGUAGAAACAACAUGGUUGACUCCUUAGAAGAGGACCCACUCUGUAUGUAGAUAUAAACGUCUCUUUCUGAGAUUACUGAGAAAACACAACAGUCCUUAAUUUUAGGUCAU